Messenger RNA from Panicum hallii, 1989 nucleotides. RefSeq lists its product as uncharacterized. The record is from RefSeq and is a predicted model, not a curated record. The transcript has 3 exons. NCBI's taxonomy places the organism in Eukaryota, Viridiplantae, Streptophyta, Magnoliopsida, Poales, Poaceae. The coding region runs from base 317 to 1708 and encodes 463 amino acids.
CGAGGCCCCAAGACCAAGAAACGACAGGCAAGAGGAGCAGAGGAACCACCCCCCACUGCCACUCCAUCCAAUCCGCUAGCUAUCGACCCUCGUUUCCUUCCUCCAUUCCUGUGGGACUCGUCGGAUCCACUCGCCGUCCAUUGUUUUAGCCCCUCGCCCCCACCCCAUAAAGCCGAUGGGUUAGCACCCCCGCCGCGCAAAGAACCCGAGGAGAGGACGGACGCCGCGGCGACGGUCGCCCCCUUCCUCUCCCCUCCGGCGGAUCCGCCCCGGAUCGUCGAGGCUUGCGGGUCCGUUUUUGUGAUUGGUGAAAAUAAUGGCUGCUGCUGAAGCAAGGGCUGCCUGGCAACGUGCUGCAAACCGUUGCCUGGUUCAGGAGGACAGAAAGAGAGCCCCAAAACUAGCCUGCUGUCCGUCGUCAGCUGAACAACAACAUGGUACAAACCAUGGGAACUGUAGAAAUUCUGAAGAUCGUCCCAUUUCCAAUUUCAUGCCUUUGAGUUGGAAUCCCAUGAAUUCUAAUCUGCCACCAGAUGUUAGAUGGUGGGUUCAGUUACAGCCAAAUUUCGGGAUCCAGAAGGAUCUUGCUAGUGAGCGGCUAUGUUGUUUGGGCAGGGACAUUGAUGAGAAGAAAGUGGAGUAUUCAGCACCAAAGCCUAAACACGAGGAAACAUUAUUUUGUGAAGCAGUUGACAACGAAACUAAGAAGAGUGGGGAUAUUUUUGAGCCUCCAUGGAUGGUUUCAUCAGCCUUGAUGAAGUAUUCUCCUGAAAAAGGCUUAGAAGACCUGACGACUGUUGGCUGCUAUUCUCAAGCGUCUAAGUGCAGGGAAACUGCCAACAAUUGUUUCUACAAGGAUAAUGAAUUCCCAGAUUUCGAAUGUAUUGACCCAGAAACUUUGAAGAACCCAGAGAAGGCUGAUUUUGAUAUGGAUGUACCUUGGAAAGAAGGUGAAAAGACUCAACCAUGGUGGCAGAUCGCUGAUGAGAAUGAGCUUGCUUUACUGGUCGCAGAAAGAGCAACACAGCACAUUGAAAACUGUGAUCUGCCAAGACCUACCCAGACAGUACCUGUUCACAGGACAGAACCAUAUACUCACAAACAUAUAGGUGAUUAUGGGGGGUCAUCAUCUCCUGCAGGAAGACUGUCACAUCCUCUUCCUGGACAAUGUGACCAUGUGAAGUGUAGCUAUAGCACUGCAAGCACAUAUACAUUAAGUGUGUCACAAGAUUUUUCUAGCAGUAGCACUACAGGAUCAGAAAGCAAACAAACACUACAGAAUGCAUCGGAGCGGGAUAAGAUUUUGGAGGCACUUCGUCACUCACAAACCCGCGCUAGGGAAGCCGAGAUGGCUGCCAAGAAAGCGCACAAUGAGAAAGACGAUGUCAUUAAGCUUUUGUUCCGACAGGCCUCACAUCUCUUUGCAUGCAAUCAGUGGCUGAAAAUAAUGCAGCUGGAGAAUAUUGUCCUUCAGCUCAACCACAAAGAGCAUCAGAUAUCGUCCAUAAUACCUGAACUUCCUUGGAUGACCCUGAAGGAGAAGCCUACACAGGGUCAAGAGCAGAAAGAUUGGACUAGGAGAAAAGGUAGAAGGCAGAAGAAGGGAGGCAGCUUCUUUGACGCGAUCUUAUUUGCAGUCGGGCUAGGUCUUGCUGGUGCUGGUUUUCUUCUUGGUUGGACCCUGGGUUGGCUGCUGCCAAAGCUGUAGAGUUAGCUAGGCGUUUUGCUGUGUAGAUCCAUAGAUGGAAGGUCCAGGUGGACCCUUCAUGAGAAUGGUGUCAAAUGAUCAAAAUUUGUUAGACCCAGGAUCUGUUGGUUUGGAAAUGGAUUCUGGUGCGUGCAAAGACGUAAAUGAAUCUCCAUACUGCACAGUGCAUUUUAUUUUGGUUUUGUCUUGGUGUAAAUAUGUGUCUAUUUAGUAUAACUGAAUAUUGUACAUAUGAAUCACUGUUGAAUUUGAAACUUUGUCAUCUGUCUUGUUCAAGCAUA